Symbiodinium sp. CCMP2456 is the source of this 1667-nucleotide messenger RNA. NCBI's taxonomy places the organism in Eukaryota, Dinophyceae, Suessiales, Symbiodiniaceae. The record is from the annotation of a GenBank genome assembly.
AUGGCAAGGUCCUUCCUGACCCUCGCCAUUGGCAACACUCAGGGUAUGGAAGAUGUCGAGUUCAGCAAGAUCUACGACUUCUAUUUGCCCCCGUCGUUCUUGCGAUUGCAGGACAGCCCAUCUGUGAACACGAUGUGGCGCAUCCUGGACAAGGGCGCCAGCAAUGGAGGCCUUGCGGCAGGUGCCAUGAAGCCCAAGCUUGGCAUGCAGCCAAAACCUUUCCGUGCGACCUCCUAUGCGCUUUGGCAAGGUGGAACAUACACCACAGCCGACUUGCAGGGAAACCAGGCCCCCAGCCAGACGAGUGAGGGCAUUCCGAAGGUCGUGAAGGCCAUGAGGUCGUGCGCCCAAGGGACUGAUGCUGCUAAGAGGCAUGCGGGUGGCAACGCUGAACGAAACGAGAUGGAUGCUCGUGGAAAGUACGUCCUAUCACAGUUUGGACCUUUCUCCGGAAAUUGUGUUUCGUUGGUGGCAGGAUAUGCAGCGGGAGGCAGUGCCCAGCACACUUUCCCCAAGCAGUUCGUGCAUUACCAUCGUGCAGGACAAGCAUCUACAAGCAGCCCCCAGACCCAGCGCGGCUACUCUGCUUUUGUGCACACAAAGAUCUCCCAAGUCAUCAGCUCCACCAGCAUCCACGCCGACACCAUGAGCUCCGGCAGGAUGCAAAGUGAAUCCCACGGCAAGAGUAUCGCUGUCAUGCUGCAGGACGACGCGGCUGAUGCCCGUCUCUGCAAUCAGGAGUGGGAAGGCAUGAGGCAAAAUGCUCCCAUUAUUUCGGGUAGCAUGAACGCUCUCCGCCUGCCUGCUUUCUUUGAAAGCCUGGGCCAUUCCAACGUGAUCCUGACUGCGGCCAGCGGUUCUUUCGGCCACAAGGAUGGACCGGCAUCUGGUGCAAUCGCUUGCCGCCAGGUUGAGGAAGCAUGGAAGGCCUGGAAGUCUGGACAGUAUGGCAACGUCAGCUUAAGUGAUGGCGUUGUUGAGUUCGCCAAGACCCACGAGGAGAUCAAGGGUGCUUUCCUCACUUUCCCGAAGGAAGCAGACGAGAUAUACCCGGGCUGGAAGGAGAAGCUAGGCUGCACAGGCGUGGCGUCCGUACCGGCAAGCUCUGUGAAUGCAAAGAUCUCUACAGCCUCUUCAGCCGCCACAGCCGCAGCGCGCAGUGGCACGCUUCCGGCAAAGAUGGCCUCGCAAAGCACGGCAGGAUCAGUGGUCAACCCGUACGCCGGCGGGGUCAAAAGUAUCCAAGCUGCCAGCAGCAACACGGCGCGAACCCUCCUGGGAACAGAAAACAAGUCGCCGGAACUCUCACGGCAGGGGCACGAGGCUGCACUUCAGGAUUCGCCCAAGCAGAAGCUGGACGUCGGCGUGGUGUCCCAGACCGAUCCCCAGGUGAUUUCCAGCGACAAGAAGAUGAGCAUGCGAAUCGAGCGCGCCAGCACGGACUCACAGCUGGUCAAUCCGUCUGCCGGCUUGGCCAAACCCAGCCAUGCUGCCGGCAUUGGCGGGUCGCGCACCGCGGCUGAUGUCCUACAGCGGCGUGGGUCCAUGUCUUUGCUGCAGGAUCCGAUCAAGCAGCACGUUGGCGUCCACACGGCUCGGACCGUGCCCAAGGCCCAGGCCCUGGAGCGCCACGUGGACCUGUCAUUGAAUGAGGCGACCCUGAUGAA